Fusarium keratoplasticum is the source of this 2958-nucleotide messenger RNA. RefSeq lists its product as uncharacterized. Gene Ontology annotation, molecular function: RNA binding; protein binding. The record is from RefSeq and is a predicted model, not a curated record. Lineage: Eukaryota; Fungi; Ascomycota; Sordariomycetes; Hypocreales; Nectriaceae. The transcript is spliced from 2 exons. Bases 1 to 2958 code for a protein of 985 amino acids.
AUGUCCGACAGAGGACGUUCCCCUGGCCCCUCCGGGUCGGGUGGCUCUUCUGGGUCUGGGAGACGACCCUCUCAGUCUCCUGGUGGCUCAACCGCCCGCUCUUCUUCCCGUGGCCCUGCAGCUGGAUGGGCCCAGGGUCCAGGUUUCGACCCUGCCAAGCCUCAGCAGCAACAGGAUCAGGGAAACACACGCAUGGAAUUGCCGCCUGAUGCAUACGUGUCCGAGACCAAGAAGGACUUGUUCACGCUGCGAAACGGCAAGUUCAACACCGAAGGCAAGCCCGAACAGAUCGAGGUCAACCAGUACCGGAUGACCAAGUUUGACUUCAGCAAGAAGAUCCAUCAGUACGAUGUCUUCAUCUCGCCCAACCCUGACAAGCUCGGCCCAGUCAUGAAGAAGAUUUGGGCCCACGAGGUCACCAAGCGACAGCUUCGCCCCUUCAAGGGCGACAAGUGGCUCUUCGAUGGAAAGAAGCUUGCUUGGGGUCCUGCACUUGUUGAGCGUGGAGAACUCCGGUUCACUGUCGAUCUCGACGAGGGCAAAGCCAAGGCCCGCGACGGAGGCAAGUUCCAUGUCACGAUUCGCAAGACGACCGAAAUCCAGGUCGCCGCUCUUCAGGGCUACCUCGAGCACAAGAUGUCCUUCAACAACAGUGUCCAAGAAGCACUGAACUUCCUGGAUCACCUUGUUCGACAAUUCCCGUCUCAGAACCUGCUCGCCAUCAAGCGCAACUUUUACGAUCCGGCGAGCAAGCAAGUCACGCCCCUUCUCGAUGGUACCGUCGUCGAGGUCCACAAGGGAACUUACGCCUCGGUUCGAAUGAGCCACAACCUCGCGCAGAGAGGUGUCGGACUCGGUUACAACAUCGAUGUCGCCAACACUUGCUUCUGGAUUGGAAACCAGACGGUCGACAAGUUGAUGUGCCACUUCUUGGCCACCUUGGACCGAAAGUUCCAGGGACACACUCCUGCCUCCCUCUGGGAAGUGCUGAAGCCCGUCCGAGACAAGACUGGCCGUUGGGCUUCUUCGGAUGCUUUUAAGCAGCUUCGAAAGCUGCGCCGGCUCAAGUUCAAGGUCAAGCACCGAGAUCGCCCCAAUGUCGACAAGGUCUACACCAUCAUGGACUUCAGCUUCAACGAGAAGUAUGGCGAGCAUGGUUGCACGGCGAAGACGUACACUUUCGAGUGCGACGGCAAAGAGGUGUCCGUUUUGGACUACUACCGCAAGAAGUACAACGUCAACCUCAGACUGGCCAACCUCCCACUCAUCGAUGCUGGCAAGGGAGGAAUGAUCCCUGUUGAGCUCGCUAUCGUCGAGCCAAUGCAGCGCUACCCCUUCAAGCUGAACCCUGAUCAAACCACGGCCAUGAUCAAGAUCGCUGUCACCCGUCCUCCCAUCCGCAAGAGAGACAUCCAGCAGGGCGCAGCUUCGCUCCGCAUCGGUGAAGACCCCUUCUUGAAGGAGUAUGGCGUCUCGUUUGAACCUCAGUUCUCCAGAACCGAAGCUCGAAUUCUCCCUCCCCCGACUGUCAAGUUUGGCACUGGCACGGCCGAGCCCAAGUUUGCCGGUCGUUGGGACCUUCGUGGAAAGAAGUUCUGGAAGCAGAACGCCGCACCCUUGAUGAACUGGGGUUUCAUUGCUCUCGAACAGCCUGUUACUCUCCCCGUGCUGUCGCAGUUCGCUAACACUUUCAAGAGCACUUUCAUCGGCCACGGAGGCAAGGUGCUUAGCGACGCUAUCAUGCUCAACACUCCAGGAAACCUGCGCUUCGACGCUGCAGCUGCGGUUCAGUGGGCUCAUGAGGAGAUCACAAAGAAGAAGGGCUACACGCAGCUUUUGUUUGUUGUUGUGUCCAAGAAGAACAGCGGAACCUACGAGCGCCUCAAGAAGUCUGCCGACUGCAGAUUCGGCAUCCUCACUCAGGUGGUUCUGGGCAGUCAUGUCCAAAAGAACAAUGGCCAGUAUCACUCCAAUGUGUGCAUGAAGGUCAACGCCAAGCUGGGCGGCGCGACUGCCUGCACUCCUCCCCUUUGGAAGACUCCUACCUUCUUCCCCGAGAACCGCCCAACCAUCAUGAUUGGUGUGGAUGUCUCUCACACUGCCCCUGGCGGCACAUCUCCCUCUACAGCUGCCAUGACCAUGUCUGUCGACAAAGAUGCCACACGUUACGCUGCACUUGUCGAGACCAACGGCUACCGUGUCGAGAUGCUGACGCCCGGCAACAUGCGAAUGAUGUUUGGGUCCCUUCUCGAGCAGUGGAAGGUCAACCACCCCGGAAAGCUCCCCGCGCAUGUCAUGUACUUCAGAGAUGGAGUUGGCGAGGGUCAGUUCGCCUACGUGAUUGAUCAGGAGAUCGCAGAGAUCAAGAACUUUCUCCGUGAGAAGUUGCCUGCCAAGGCCCCUCUGCCCAAGUUCACGGUCAUCGUCGCUACUAAGCGACAUCACAUUCGGUUCUUCCCCCAGAAGGGCGACAGGAACGGCAAUCCUCUUCCCGGUACCUUGGUCGAGAAGGAGGUUACUCACCCGUUCAUGUUUGACUUCUACCUGAGCUCGCAUGUCGCCAUUCAAGGCACAGCUCGGCCUGUUCACUACCAUGUGAUUCUUGACGAGAUGGGCAUGCCCAUCAACGACCUUCAGAAGAUGAUUUACCAACAGUGCUACUCAUACGCUCGCUCGACUACUCCGGUUUCCCUACACCCGGCUGUCUACUAUGCCCAUCUCGCUAGUGCUCGAGCUCGGGCACAUGAGAACAUCGCCACCAGUGAGGGUUUCCGAGCUGGUCCCAAGGGCCACGAGAUGAUUCGCGAGAAGGUUGCCCGCGGUAUUUCUCUGGGCGGACCUGACCGAGGUGCUGAUGCGCCCCCAUUGCUGCCUCUUGGUGGCAGAGUUGGAGAGAAUGCCAUUGAUGGUGAGCAGCGACAGCGCGCCUUCUUCCGCAGCACCAUGUGGUACAUCUGA